GCGGCGGUGGCUGCGGCGGCGGCGGCGGCGCUGAGGGCCCGCGGCCGAGGGAGGCGGUGCGCUGAACGGAACAUGGCUGAGAAGCAAAAGCUCGAUGGGAGGGUGAAGAUCGGACAUUACGUGCUGGGGGACACACUGGGCGUCGGCACCUUUGGCAAAGUGAAGAUUGGAGAACACCAGUUGACAGGCCAUAAAGUGGCAGUUAAGAUCUUAAAUAGACAGAAGAUUCGCAGUUUAGAUGUUGUUGGAAAAAUAAAACGAGAAAUUCAAAAUCUUAAACUCUUUCGUCAUCCUCAUAUUAUCAAACUAUACCAGGUGAUCAGCACCCCAACAGACUUUUUUAUGGUGAUGGAAUAUGUGUCUGGAGGUGAAUUAUUCGACUACAUCUGUAAACAUGGGCGGGUUGAAGAGGUGGAAGCCCGGCGGCUCUUUCAGCAGAUCCUGUCUGCUGUGGAUUACUGUCAUAGGCAUAUGGUUGUCCAUCGGGACCUGAAACCAGAAAAUGUGCUUCUGGAUGCUCAGAUGAACGCUAAGAUUGCUGACUUUGGACUCUCUAAUAUGAUGUCAGAUGGUGAGUUUCUGCGAACCAGCUGCGGAUCACCAAAUUAUGCAGCACCUGAGGUCAUCUCAGGAAGGCUGUAUGCGGGUCCCGAGGUUGAUAUCUGGAGCUGUGGCGUUAUCCUGUAUGCCCUUCUCUGUGGCACCCUCCCCUUCGAUGAUGAGCACGUGCCUACACUCUUUAAGAAGAUCCGAGGGGGUGUGUUUUAUAUCCCGGAGUAUCUCAACCGCUCUGUUGCCACUCUCCUGAUGCACAUGCUACAGGUGGACCCCUUGAAGCGAGCAACUAUCAAGGACAUCCGAGAACAUGAAUGGUUUAAACAGGAUUUGCCCAGUUACCUAUUUCCUGAAGACCCCUCCUAUGAUGCUAACGUCAUUGAUGAUGAGGCUGUGAAAGAAGUAUGUGAAAAAUUUGAGUGUACAGAGUCAGAAGUAACGAGCAGCUUAUACAGCGGCGACCCUCAAGACCAGCUUGCGGUGGCAUAUCAUCUUAUCAUCGACAAUCGGAGAAUAAUGAACCAAGCCAGUGAGUUCUACCUCGCCUCCAGUCCGCCAACUGGUUCUUUUAUGGAUGACAGUGCCAUGCAUAUCCCCCCAGGCCUGAAACCACAUCCUGAAAGGAUGCCACCUCUUAUAGCAGACAGCCCCAAAGCACGGUGUCCUUUGGAUGCACUGAACACAACGAAGCCCAAAUCUUUAGCUGUGAAAAAAGCCAAGUGGCAUCUUGGAAUCCGAAGCCAGAGCAAACCAUAUGAUAUUAUGGCUGAAGUGUACCGAGCUAUGAAGCAGCUGGAUUUUGAAUGGAAGGUAGUGAAUGCCUACCAUCUUCGAGUAAGAAGAAAAAACCCAGUGACUGGCACUUAUGUGAAAAUGAGCUUGCAGCUUUACCUGGUUGACAAUCGGAGCUAUCUUUUAGACUUUAAAAGCAUUGAUGAUGAGGUGGUAGAGCAGAGGUCUGGUUCCUCAACACCUCAGCGGUCCUGUUCUGCUGCUGGCCUGCACAGACCACGGUCAAGCUUUGAUUCCACCACAGCUGAGAACCACUCACUCUCGGGGUCCCUCUCUGGCUCUUUGACUGGAAGCACUUUGUCCUCAGCUUCCCCCCGCCUGGGCAGUCACACCAUGGAUUUUUUUGAAAUGUGUGCCAGUCUGAUCACUACUUUAGCUCGUUGAUAAUCUCCCACUGGUUUCUGUCUUUCUGUUACUGCACUGUGAAAAUCACAUAUACUCUUUAAAUUAGUAUCUCACUUUUGGUUAUUACAUACUCUGCAAUAUAAAUUGAUGUGAAUAUUCCCAGGUGACAUGCCAUGUAUUGAAAUUACCAGAAACACAGAAGUCUGGCACUUUGUUUACUUUUAGAACUCUAUUAUUCUACUGUGCCUAUGAUAAAUUUGAAUAUAGGUAGUACCUUUAAUGGAUGAGUGUUGAUGAUGUUUGCUAAUUUAUACUUGUGAGUUCACUACACAUGAUGAGCACACUUCACUGAUGAGCCAGCUAGUUUAGGAGUGGUGGUACCUUCUUCCCUCAUGUGUAGUGUACAAAAUUUCUAAAUUUCAAAAUGUGUUAGAUUAUCUAGGCACCCAGUUUUCUUGCACAAGAAGAUUAAGAAAUAGAUUGUGCUAAUCAAAUAUUUAAAUGUAGAAAUCUGAAAAAUCCUGUCCCCCUAAAUAUUAGAAACCAAAUUCUUUUUAAUGGUUUCUGAAAAUACUGCCUAGUAUUAGCCAGACAGACUGUGUUUCUGUUAACAGGUGCCCUGUAUCUAGAAUUCUCAACAUUUGUACAAGGCCCUAGUUAAAUCCCACCACCACCAAGCAAGACAAAACCAUGCAAAAAUAGUACAUAGUUAAAUGAAACAAGGCAAAAUACCAACAACCCCUUAAAGAAAAUUCUAUUCUGAUCAUCUAUUUUGUGCUUAUGGGCCUGGGGUAGGGCUCACAUGGGUUGGGAGGGCCAGGAGGUUAUGACCUUCUGAUGUCUUCACUAAUUCACCUGAGGUUUAAGUUAUUGAUGCCACCUCCUUUCUCAUUUGUCUUUGUUCAUUGGUUUUCAAUCUUUUGUUCCCUUUUUUUAAUCUUUAGUUCAAAAUCCUGUUUUGUCCUUAGGACCUUAGUGUACUUCCGAAGCUCAUCUGCGGUGACCUUCACUGUUGAACCUGAUUGGACAGGGAAGCCUUAAACAUUUAAAGUAUUUUCUCCUGGAAUAAGUAUAUGUGUUGUUUACAUAUAUACAUGUAUGUAUUGACACAUCAGUGCUUUUAAUCAAAAAGAACCAAACUUUUUUGUGCAAGUUUUUUUAAUUUAAGAUAAAAACACUAUAAAGCAGGAUAAAGUUAAUUGAUUAUAUUUUGUUUUAGUAAAAGUAUUUUUAAAUUAUGUAUAAUUUAUCUAAUAAUAUAUUUAUUCAUUUAUUGUAUUUAUGUUGUGAUUAACAAAAUCAUCGACCUGAUUUAUCGUAGGAAUUCUUAAGCUCUUGAAAAUGAAAGAAGCCUCGACAGGUCUCUCUUUACCAAAAAUGCUGUAUUUUCUGUCUACCAAGAAGAGCGAUGAGACUAUGAGACCAAGUUUCUCGUGUGUUUACGGAAGACAGGGUUAUCUGUCUUUAAAUAGCUUUGAAAUCAUGAGUUUGCAUCAUAUCACAUCAGAUAAUUUUGUAGUUCUUUUAGAAAAUGAUGGUCAAUACUUAUCACUCCAGUUUUCAAUAUCAAAAUCUAAAGGACCCUUUCUCCAAUUUGAGAAAGAGGGUGGGUGUACAAUUAAGGUAACUUGAGUUUUUAAUCUUUGAAAGAUUGCCAUCUUGUGGCAAUAGGUGGUAAUUUUAGUAGUUAUUUUAAUAGCAAUAUUUAGUCCUGUUUUGUCUAAUGUGUUUUAUGGAUGUGACAUAAUUUUGACUUCUCCAAAUGUAUGCAUACCCUUUGUGUGUGUGUGUGUGUGUGUGUGUGUGUGUAUGGGAGGGAAAUACCUGCUCAUAAUAUUUUUCUAAUUAUGAAUGGGAGGCUUUGAAAUAAGGAAAUUAUUGGAUUCCUUACCUCUAAUUACAAUAUCCUCAACAGUUUUGAAGGCAGGAAAGUUGCCAGAAUACUCUCUUAGUCUAGUGAAUUUGGUGUUAGGAGCUUGCUCAUCGCAAAACUACUUUGUUUGAAUAAUUAUGAUGCUAUUGGAGAACUAAAAAUUAUUUACUAUUAUCUUAUUUGUUCCAUUGUUUAUUAAUACCCAGAUUGACAGUUGCCUAUUGAAUUUCAGGAGAACUGAAGGUCAUUUUAUUUCUUUUCUUUUAACAUUUCAAAAUAUAAUUAUUUUGUGAGUCUAGGUGAUAGGAUAAAUUGGUUUGCAGAGAGAAUUUGGUGACUCAUCUAGCAAAAUAGAAGCUAGAAUUUUGUCAUAGCAUAGGUAUUUUUGUUUGUUUGUUUGUUUUGAGGCUGAGCUUCUCUGUGUAACAGUCCUAGAACUAGUGUCCUGGAACUAGUUCUUGUUGACCAGGCUGGCUUCGAAUUCACAGAGAUCCGCCUGCCUCUGCCUCCCGAGUGCUGGCAUUAAAGGUGUGCGCCACCACCACCCAACUCAUAGCACAGUUUUUUUUUUCUUUGCUCUUGGGAACAGAGAAGGAAAGACUGCUUUGCAAAUUUUAAAGUUCUCACACUUCAGUCAACACUGGACAUAGCAAGUAUUGAGUUAAUAUCAGGCUAACCUAGGGAUAAUUACUGUUAGGUUAUAAGUGGGGGCCUUAUUUAUGCCCCGGAAAUGGAUUCCAUCUUGUUCUAAAAUAGCAUUUCCUAAAUCAAAGAAAUACCACGGACUCAUUUUGAAAAACAUUGUGUUCUGUGCUGCACUUUACAGAAGCAGCACUAAAAUAUUUGAUGAGUUCGUUCAGAAAAAGGCCACAUAAUUGUGUGUGGCCCUACUUUGCCUGAACUAGUUUACUGUUUUUAAACAUCUGCUGAGGAUGUUGCUUACCCGUAAUCCCACUGGGGAGCAUGAGGCAGGAAGAUACUUUGAGGCCAAACUAGACUAGAUAGAUAUCAAGACCCUGUUUCAUGAGGUAAACAAUAAAGAAGCCUGAACAUCCCAUAAGAAAGUAUGGAAAACAGCUGUCCCCAAGUGCCACACCCAGUGUGGUCGUGACACUUCAGACAGCACUCCUUCCCUUUCACUUGCUGUGGACAGCCUGAUUCAGGUUCAGAGCCACGCCCUUUACCAUGCGGGUAUGCUUAUCCAGAGCCCGCAGCUUGUGUCACAGCUUGGGUUUCUUAAUCAGACUGAUGUUUUUUAGGUAGAAUUUCCAUUCUGUUCUUCACUCAGUGGAUGACUGGAAAGUCUUAGACAAGGUUACUUAUGAAAAACCAGAGGAAUAAGAGACCAGUGACUUUCUGGUGUUGCUUCAUGGAGAGCCAGUCAGUUUGAAUUCAUUCAAAAUUGAUGGCCACUGAACAUUUUCUAAGUACUUUGAUUUGGGAAACCAAAAUCGAAGUUGUCUCAAAUGAAGUCUAAAGGGAGAGAGAAAAGCAAACCAUUCACAAGUUAGGGUUUUGUUUGGAUGAAGAAACCAUUUUAGAGCCCCUUGCAACCUCUGGUCAUGUGCAGAGAGAAGCCAGGGGCCCAAGCUAAGCGGAAAUAUGUGUCCUCGUGUGUCAGGGAAGUGGCUUAUUUAGCACAGUGAAGUCUCUACGUCAUGCAAGUAAGUCUUCAAAGAUACUUAUAUAGUUCUGGGUGUCCUUUUUUCUUAGCUAGUUUGUACUCAGGGAAUACAAAUUUAAUACUUGAGAUAAAAUGAAAUAUAAUUGGAAAAUAAUCAUAAACAACCAAAUCAGAUUUUUAUACUGCUUUAGGUGUAGUAUCUACUAACAUGUAAGCAUGCUCAGUUAAUGUGGGCCCCACAUUGAUUUAUACAAUUUAAUAUCCUGAAACAUACCUACCACAGACCCUACGGCUCUGUCUGCUCACUGGUUAGUAAGUUAAACUACUGUGAAGUCUCCUAUAAAAAUGUGGGAUCUUCUCAUAGACCUGUGUGGUUUGUGUUGGUUUAAAGACCUGAAACUCUUCAGUCUGGCAUAUCUCUACCUGUUACCUUUCCUUCAGUUACCUAUGACUUUAAAGUAGGAAUCAGGAUUUCAGCAGUUCUCAGCAACUCCGUUGAAAAGUUUGGGUGAAGGCUGUGUGCAUGUCUGAGGAAGUUCCAUCUUGGACUCGGCCUCAAUUGUGAGAUCCCAAGAUGCAAGGGAUAGAGAGAAUUGCUAGUGCCCCUUUGAGCUCUGAAGUUCUGCCUUGUUUACUUCUUGAGAGAAUUUGUGUUAGUGUUCUCUUUUUAUGUAUCUGUAUUUUUAUAUUGGUAUGAAGGCUCUGUCCUGGUUUGAGGCAUUUCAAAGGUGUAAACACAGCUCCGUGGACGGCCGGAGCGCAAAUCAAGAGCCCCACGUGAAUUGAGCAUUAGUCAGAAAAUGGCUGAUAAUCUGGUGGUAGUGCUAACAAUUUCCAGCUCUGUUCAUGUCCCCUUUCAGUGACCAGUCCAGUGAGCAGGGACAGCAGCCUCUCCAUAAGUCGUGAGUGCCUCACGUGGAUUCAGUGGUACCAGUCACUUAACCUUUCUUCUGGGCUGAACAGUUGGAGUUUGUGAGACAUCUGAUAGGCAAGUACUAAAACUGAACACUGGUGUAUUGCUUGUGAGUCCUGGAGUGACACACAGUAGUUGUAACUGAAUUUAUCUAGUUUAAUCAUAAAAGCUAGUUGAUUGUACUAGUUAGAUGUAAUUAUGUGAAAUAUUUAUGAUUAUAUUGAUUUUUAUAAGUAUAAGUUAUUGAGGGUGCUUGAAAUAUAGAAAAAUUUAUAGAACGUAAUUUUUUUCUUCAAUUUUAUUUAUGUGAUUUUGGGGUGUGGGAAGCUUUUUACUGGGAAUUGAACCCAGGGCUUCACAUGCGUGAACCAAGUGCUUGACCACGGACCUAAACUCCCUGCCCUUAUUAUGUGAUUCUUAAAGUACACUCUCUUUUUAUAGAGGAAAACUAGCCCAAGUCCCUCUCUAAGUUGUGACUGUUAGCAAACACAGGCUUAUCUAAAUUUCAUAUUGGUGACUUUUUAUUUUGUGCAGAAAUGAUUUGACACUUUUUUCAUAGAGCACUCUCUAUGAACGACCUGGUCACUACUGGCUUGAAAGAGGUUCUCUCAAGCUUUUUAAAACUUGGAAACGCAACUUAAUUUAGUGAGCUUUAAAGCAUCCAUAUAGGUAUAUGUACAUAAACAUACACAUUAUUUCAAUAAGUAAGUGACUUCUUUACCAGCCUUUCCUUGAAUAUUUGUGAUGUGGUUGAUAGCACUGGUUAUAGCAUGAGGAACAGGACCCACAGUCUAGACUGUGUUAAGUUUUGAUUAAACUUCUUCAGCCAUAACCUGAUAAGAAUCAGGUCCCAUCUAGAAGUUCUCAGACUGCAGGCCUGUAUUUUGUGAGCCAACAUCAAUGUUUACUGCCAGCCAUGUACAGCAAUGCCGUUUGUAACUGCAUGUGACUUUUGGUAACUAGAGUUUGUGUCUAUUAGCAGUUCGGAUUUUAUAGAAGUAAUUCGCAGUUAUUUGGACAAGCAGGGUGGGUCAAUUCAACUAUAUUUAAAGUGCAAUUAAGGAAAUUAUAGGGUAUAAUAUUCUUUCCAGUUUUAAAAAAUAGUUAAGGAUUUGUAGAAUGUCCUAGAAUGAAGAAAAAUUUGAAAAUAGACUUUUUUUUAAAAAAAGGUUUAUACAGUGAUUUUUUUUUUUUAAAUUCAAGAUUUGCUACUUUGUGUUAAAGUUUUAAGGAAAAACAGAAGCCUCCUAGGAAAAAAGAAUUGCAUUUUUAUUUUUCUCCUAUUAAUAUGAAUGUGCAUUUUCAUAGCUAAAAGUCUCUUGUAAACAAUAUUUGUUACCAAAUGAAGCCCAUUUUUCUAGAUGGAGAACAUUUUCCAAAAAUGGAAGAGACAUAGACCCACAGUCUACACAAAGAAAGAAACAGUUCCUGGUGCCUUCUCAAAUAACUGCAGAGAAAAAGCAUAUUAAAGCAAACACACGAUCAAACUCCAUUUUCUUUUGAGUUUUCUGUUUCCCUGUGAGCUGCCCCACAAAGGGUCACGUGGUUUGCUUCUGCCUCUUCAGUUCCACUUGACCAAACCUCACACCAUCACCACUAGAAGUUCUUCACUGAAUAGAGUUUCUGUUUCAUUUAUAUCACUUUUAAAAGCCACCUGGGCAAAUAUUUGGCUACUUUCUUGUGCUUUAAAAAAUGAAUGCAAUUACUAGCAAUCUUUAUGUUUUAAAGUAUAUAAAGGAAAGAAACGCAGAGUUGAAGACCGAGUCUAAUUGAAAUCGAAUUCACUGUUUGCUCCUAUCGCAGCACAGCUUUGUGACCCUGUGUAGUUCUCUCUUGUACAAAAUGUGGAUAAUAACCUACCUCACAGAUGUGUGUGAGAAGCUGUUUGAAAACCUGGAAGUGGGGUUUAUAGUCACACAUUCAGCGUCAGUCUUGGCUUUUUUACUAGACAACUUUGAUACCGACAGGAUGAGUAUCUCGUUUUUAGGUGUCGUAUGUAAUAAGAGCAUAGUGCUAAGAAUGUUUAAGACACAGUUUCACAAAUUAUAGUGUUCUUAUUGUAAGACACUUCAAAUUUCCUGAAAACCUCAAAUAUCUAAGUAUCAAAAUGUCUUUUGUUUUAGUAAAUAUUGUUAUUCAGAAUGUUGACUGAAGCUGCCUUAAUGUACCAAAAUACAGCUUUCUGUCAAGACUGUUCACAAAUACCAUGGUUGUACUGUUUUGAGUGUUGAUUGUGAAGUUGUUAUGAACUAUGACCUUGAAGGAUAGUAUUUUGAUAUUAUUUUGGGGGCAAUGAUUGUGUUUUUAAUCACGUUUCACUUCUAUACAGUGUUUUUUGAGUGUAAACAAUAAAAUUGAAAGUUGACAGAUACUAGAUGAUGUGUAUGGUCAUAACAUAUUACUGGAUAGUAAUUACUUGAUUUGUUUUUCAGGAACACCAUUUAUCUUUAGCCUGUAAAAUAGUCCCAUGAUGUGUUACUCCUUAGUGCAGGGCUAGAGUAUGUCUCUAUUUGAAAACAUUGUUAAAUGACUGAAAUGGAACUACUUUUUACAUUGGUUUCAGAACAGAAGACAACAGACUCACAGUGAUUUUGUUUAAAUAACUAUAGAUUCUAAUUUCACUUUUAUUUGUUAAUGCAUUUUUGUGAGUUAAAUGAUUGGUGGGAAGGAUUUUUCUUCAGUAACCAUGUAGAAAAGAUUAGUGAAUUUCAAAGCAUUUCAUAUUUGCAGGUUCUGUCUAAUUAAUGUUUGCACUCUAUGGAACUCAUUGGCAACACACACAAGAGAAAAUGGCCUGAUUGCGUGUCCACAUUUUCCACAAAAUCCAAUUAAAAUCUGGUUAAUUUGAAAGCUA
Molecule: messenger RNA, 8956 nt
Organism: Arvicola amphibius (Eurasian water vole)
Lineage: Eukaryota; Metazoa; Chordata; Mammalia; Rodentia; Cricetidae
Gene: Prkaa2
Product: protein kinase AMP-activated catalytic subunit alpha 2
Exons: 9
Coding region: 73-1731 (552 amino acids)
Biological process (GO): intracellular signal transduction; protein phosphorylation
Cellular component (GO): cytoplasm
Molecular function (GO): ATP binding; AMP-activated protein kinase activity
Source: RefSeq, a predicted model, not a curated record